Messenger RNA from Indicator indicator, 930 nucleotides. Its product is annotated as homeobox protein vex1-like. Gene Ontology annotation, molecular function: RNA polymerase II cis-regulatory region sequence-specific DNA binding; DNA-binding transcription factor activity, RNA polymerase II-specific. The transcript is spliced from 2 exons. NCBI's taxonomy places the organism in Eukaryota, Metazoa, Chordata, Aves, Piciformes, Indicatoridae. The record is from RefSeq and is a predicted model, not a curated record. Bases 1 to 930 code for a protein of 309 amino acids. Gene Ontology annotation, biological process: regulation of transcription by RNA polymerase II.
AUGACCAAGGCCCCUUUCUCUGUGGAGUGGCUGUCCCAGAGCAGUCAGGCCCUCAAGAGCUCCAUCGAGAGCUCACCGCAUGGAGCAUCCUCUGUGGGCCACCGCCCCGGCUCCGGCUCUCGGCCUGGCUUGAGGGAGCGGAGUAAGGAGCAGUCUGCCGGCCCGCGGGCCAGGAGAGGCAGCAGGAGCAGAGAGCGCUUGGCGACCGCCCCAGCUACAGGUAAUCACGGGCUCCGCGACCGGCGGGUAUCUUGGUGCUCUCGCGGCGGGAGGAGGAGGACGGGCCUUGUACCAACCCCCGGGGCCCCUGUAAAGUGCAAAUGUGAAGCGGCUGCCCAGAGGCGAAAGCGGGGAGCCGGGCACCGCCAGGGUUCCUGGGCCUGGGUGACCCUUUUCUCCGUUUGCUCUGUCCCAGGAGCGGGCGGGCAACCCCAGCCGGAGGCCGGUCCCGAGUGCUCGAGUGCGGAGGAGCCCGGUGGCAGGGGCGGGCGGCGGCUGCGCACGGCCUUCAGCGCGGAGCAGAUCAGCACCCUGGAGAGCUCCUUCCAGCGUCAACAGUACCUGGGCGCCGCUGAGCGCCGCAAGUUGGCGGGCAGGAUGCGGCUCUCGGAGGUGCAGAUCAAAACCUGGUUUCAGAACCGUCGGAUGAAGCUCAAGCGGCAGCUGCAGGAACUGAGGACAGAGCCUUUCUGCAGCCCUCCUCUCCCUUACGGACCUCAGAGUGGCGUUGUGCCUUUGCCUCUCACAUACGUGGCCCGGCCACCACCUCUGCCCCAGCAAGGGGCUGCCUCUGGAGGUUUCAACUUGGCGGCGCUCCCGGCACCCACCCUGGACCUCAGCAGCGCCUGCAGAGCACAGCCUGUGGGCUUUUGGGCGGCGCCCUGCUUUGUAGGGUACAGGGAUCCCAGAGCUUUCUUGCUGGGUGUCUGA